AUGGCGUCCAAUUGUGCUAGAACAUUCGUUCAACGAUCCACUUCUUCCGCAAAAACCUUCUUGAAUCGCAUCCAAUCAUCGCCUUCCGUUGCCACGGGACCAUCGAAGCUCAGUGGACUCGCACCCACCACUCCAUCCCCGGCCUCUCGAGUAUCCCCUCGCCACCGCUCCUUAUUCUCAUCCAGGCUACCGGUGGAGCUGAGUUCUGGUGAGUCAUUGAUGCCUCUGCACUCGGUGACUGCCUCUGUAUUGCUAAAGUCCAUGCUAUCUUCAAAGGUUGGCCAAUGGGGUUGUCUUUCUGAAGGUUUUGCUGUACCUCUAUAA
Messenger RNA from Fraxinus pennsylvanica, 324 nucleotides. The record is from the annotation of a GenBank genome assembly. NCBI's taxonomy places the organism in Eukaryota, Viridiplantae, Streptophyta, Magnoliopsida, Lamiales, Oleaceae.